AAAACCUAAGCAGUUCCUGAAAUAAAACAAUUCCUUCGUCUGUGACGGCGCCACUUCGUCAUUUCUCCAUCUUCUUCUCGCCGUCUCCUCCUCCGUUUCAGCAACUCAUUGUCGCCGCCCCUCUCCCCCGUUCACUGCCACCGCUGUCUUUCUUCGUUCGUGACGUUAUAGCCUCCCUUUCCCUUACCGGUUCUGCACCCAUUUUCUACUCCAUUUUUGUUACGGGCAUGGAUAACAAUUCCGUUGGGAACUCAGAAAUGGUGACUGAAGCUGGAUGGUAUAUUCUUGGUGAAAAUCAGCAACAUGUUGGUCCAUAUGCAUUUUCUGAAUUGCGUGAGCAUUUUCUAAAUGGGUAUCUCCUGGAGAGUACACUGGCCUGGUCUGAAGGACAAAGUGAAUGGCAGCCAUUAUCGUCCAUUCCUGGGUUGACAACAAAAGUAUAUGAACAAGACUCUAAUUUGUCAACUGCAGUCCCUGCCAACAACAAUGAGGAUGAUGAGCUUGAGAAAUAUCAGAAAGAAGUUGGAGAAACAGAAGCCACAGCAGAAGUGUCUGGUCCUUCUGGCAGCAGGAAUUUUGGUAUGGUGGAAGGUGAUCUUGAGAGACCUACUACACCACCAGAGGGUGAGGAGGAAUUCACUGAUGAUGAUGGGACUACAUACAAGUGGGACAGGGUUCUUAGGGCUUGGGUACCUCAGGAUGAUGCAUUUUUUAAACACGAACAAUAUCGGCCUGAAGAUAUGACUUUCAUGCAAGAGGAAGAAGUAUUUCCACAACUUGAAGCAGAUGCUCCAUGCACCUCCAUCAAGGAAGAAGGUGAUUCUGUUCCUUCCACCUCCGUUGAGGCAGAUCAUGUCACAAAAGAAACUAACGGAAAAAGUGAGGAGAUUGAAACCAAAAAGAAUGUGAAGAGAAAAUUGUCUGGCAAUCAAGUUGAAAAAAAGGAAGCAAAUAAAGGUCCUGAUGGUUGGUUUGAACUAAAAAUAAAUACACACGUUUAUGUAACAGGGUUGCCAGAGGAUGUUACUAUAGAUGAAGUUGUGGAAGUUUUUUCGAAGUGUGGAAUAAUAAAGGAGGAUCCUGAAACCAAAAAACCUCGUGUUAAGUUGUAUGUUGAUAGGGAGACGGGGAAGAAGAAAGGCGAUGCUUUAGUCUCCUAUAUGAAGGAACCUUCUGUUGCGCUGGCUAUGCAAAUUUUGGAUGGCACACCUCUUCGUCCAGGUGGAAAAAUGCUAAUGUCUGUUACUCAAGCUAAGUUUGAACAAAAAGGGGAUAAAUUUGUAUCCAAAAAAGUAGACAACAAGAAGAAAAAGAAGCUUAAAAAGGUUGAAGAUAAGAUACUUGGCUGGGGUGGCCGAGAUGAUGCAAAAGUUUCAAUUCCUGCAACUGUUAUUCUCCGUUUUAUGUUCACACCUGCUGAAAUGAGGGCUGAUGAGAAUUUAGCUUCAGAAAUCGAAACAGAUGUCAAGGAGGAAAGCACAAAAUUUGGUCCUGUGGAUUCAGUUAAGGUUUGUGAAAACCAUCCACAAGGUGUGGUUCUAAUAAGAUUCAAGGAUAGAAGGGAUGCGCAGAAAUGUAUAGAGUUGAUGAAUGGCAGAUGGUUUGGAGGAAGACAAAUUCAUGCAAGCGAGGACGAUGGUUUAGUCAACCAUGCUAUGGUGAGGGAUCUUGAAGCGGAUGCUGCUCGCUUGGAGCAGUUUGGUUCUGAACUAGAGGCUGACUAACUCACUUCCUCUAUUUGCCUCUAAAAUACUCGAUACUUAGUUAAAUUUUUAUAAUUAAACACUACAUGUCUGUAUGAAAACACUUACCUUUUUGUACAUUAUUAUACUCACAUUAAUAUGCCCUUCCUAAUGCUGCACCUAUAACUCCUCACCUGCUGUAAAGGAAAUUUUUUCCCCAUGUAGAUUUGUUUUCUAUUUAUCUAUCUAUUUAUGAAAUAGGGGGAAAAACAAGAUUGUUCUUACCCUAACAUUUAGGUUCAA
Messenger RNA from Cucumis melo (muskmelon), 1985 nucleotides. RefSeq names its product splicing factor U2AF-associated protein 2. Gene Ontology annotation, molecular function: RNA binding. Lineage: Eukaryota; Viridiplantae; Streptophyta; Magnoliopsida; Cucurbitales; Cucurbitaceae. The coding region runs from base 228 to 1724 and encodes 498 amino acids. The record is from RefSeq and is a predicted model, not a curated record. The transcript is spliced from 14 exons. Gene Ontology annotation, biological process: mRNA splicing, via spliceosome. Gene Ontology annotation, cellular component: U2 snRNP; U2-type spliceosomal complex.